Messenger RNA from Cladocopium goreaui, 2474 nucleotides. The record is from the annotation of a GenBank genome assembly. NCBI's taxonomy places the organism in Eukaryota, Dinophyceae, Suessiales, Symbiodiniaceae.
GAAACACGUGUGCGGGUGCCAUGGGUUUGGUACAGUCCCUGGACUGCUUCCGAUCCUUGGGCUGCUUCCUUUCCUCCCAGCUUCAUCAGCUCCUGGGCAAGCUGACGCCCAUCCUGGGCAACAGCGCACCUGCAAAAUGUCCCACUGCGGAGCCAGUGACGGCCUUGCCACUGUUCAACGGGCAGAUGGUUCUGUACGCCUAUGCCAACGGAGACGUGGUGGGAAUCGAUGCUGACCGCAGGGUGCUCUUGCGGGAGAGCAUUCCCAAGGAGGUCUUCCAGCCUUGCGGCCACGCGCCCCGCGUGUCGCGCUUCGCCCGCGCCACGGACGUGGCGCGCUUCGCGGCGCAGCACCUGGAGGCGUUGCCGCCGCGGCCGGCGGUGCUGGGGCGCUGGGCCACGGAACACUGGGCGGCGCUGCAGAAGUGGGACUUCGACUUCUUCGAAAGGACUUGUGGGAACAUCAAAGUGGAGGUGACCUUACCCAAAGGUCAGCGCGAAGUUCAGCCGCUGGCGCGCUACCUGCAGUGCUUGCGCCGGAAGAAGCCUGGUGAUCAGUUGCCGUACUUGCGAGGUUGGUACUACGAAAGGGAUGCCCCCUGGUUGGCGGACGACAUCUGGCAAGCGGGGGAUUUUCACGAGGUUUUUAAGGACUCCUUCAAGCGAUUUCCAACGCGCUAUCAUCCCGAUUUCCACUGGCUCUUCAUUGGCGGCGCCGGUGCUGUUACUCCACUGCACAUCGAUCCCACCACGACGCACGCGUGGCUCACACAGAUCUCGGGGCGAAAGCGCUUCACGCUUUGGGCGCCCAGCGAUAUUCCGGAACUGCUGAGUGAAGAUCAGAACCGCAUCUUCCGGCCCCUGCCGGAGUUCCGGGCCUCGGCUCCCGUGGGCUGCCGUGCGGUGGAUGUGAUCCUGGAGCCGGGCGAGACGAUCUUCGUGCCGGCGCACUGGCCGCAUGAGGUGGAAUGCCUGGACGAUAGUAUCUCAGUGACCUGGAAUUUCUUGGGCAAAACCUACUUCCCUCUGGUGCGCGCAGCUUACCUGGCCAACUCGGUGGCCACCCGUCAAGCUUGCAAAGCCUUGGUCGCAGGGACAGCCAUGGCAGGCAGCCUGGCUUUCUUGGCACCUGGGACUGCCCCUGGCUCUUCAGUGGCUCGAACUUCGAGCAGCGGAAACAGCGCGAACACCAAGGCCACGAAGGUUGGUGGCAGCGCCCCGGUGGUCCUGGCUGCCGCCAUGGGCGCCUCUGCAGUUGGCGCCGCGCGACGCCAGCGCGCUAAGACCUCCAAACCCAGGACCGCCACUCGAGUCGUGGAUGAGUUUGAGGAUGUGUGCGAGCAGACCGGGGUGACCCUCAGCCGUUACUGCAUCGAGCUGGCGAACCGCGGGAAGAUCGAUGAGGAUCUGAACUCCAUCUUCAACUCCAUCCGUGAGGCGGCCAAAGUCAUUGCCAAGUUGGUGAACACUGCACCACUGCAACAGGCGGAGCUUUUGGGACUUCAAGGCGAGAUCAACGUGCAGGGCGAAGAUCAAAAGAAGUUGGAUGUCAUCACAAACGACGUCUUCAAGAAUGCCCUGCGAUACACAGGCAAGUUGGGCACCCUGGCAUCAGAGGAGGAAGACGAGCCGGUGGAUGGAUCUGUGGGCGGCAGCGAAGCCAUCCCUUUGCUCUCCGAUGAGUUUGCGGACACCGGAAAAUACAUCUGCGUCUUCGACCCUUUGGAUGGCAGCAGCAACGUGGAUGCUGGCAUUCCAGUGGGCACCAUCUUCGGAGUUUUUGAGGAGCCAAGCCCAGCAGAGUGCGAGCUGCCCGCGGAUCUCUCCAAAGGUCUCUCCGAGGAGCAGCAAAGGUGUUUGGCUGGCACCCUGCAGCCUGGCAAGUCCCUGGUGGCCGCGGGCUACGUGUUGUACUCCGCCUCCACCGAGUUGGUGCUGACCUUCGGUCAGGGCGUGGUGGGCUUCACGCUGGACACCAGCAUUGGCGAGUUCGUGAUGACCCGACCCUCGAUUCAGAUUCCGCCCAGGGGCAAGAUCUACUCUGCCAACACCGGCAACAUCGGAGAAUGGGACCAGCCCAUGCGCGAGUACAUCCAGACUAUCCGAGCUGGAAAAGGCGAGACUGACACGCCCUACUCCUUGCGUUACAUCGGUUCCAUGGUCGGAGACAUCCACCGAACCCUUCUUUACGGUGGCAUUUUUGCGUACCCUGCGGACAACAAAAAUCAGGACGGCAAGCUGCGACUGCUCUACGAGGGCGCCCCUAUGUCCUUCAUCAUGGAGCAGGCUGGUGGCAAGGCAAUUACGGGACACAGCCGGGUUCUGGACAUUCCCCCUGUCGGGGUUCACCAGCGCGUGCCGGUGAUUUUGGGAUCUGCAGAGGAUGUCGAAGAGUGCAAGAAGUUCUUCGACGAGAGCAACGAUCCAGCUUUGAAGGAGCGAUGCGAGAAACGCUUGCAGGGCCUCGCUGCAUGA